AUGGAUGACGAGCGCCUUGGGCGAGCAGUACCUACAUCGCCUGCUAAACCCCCCAGCAACGACAUCAAGCUCUCCGGCCAGUACGCAACCAUCGUCCCAGUACAUCCGGAUCAUGCGGCAGAGUUGUACGAGCUCAUUAAAGGAGAUGAUAACGCAUCGCUAUUCGACUUCAUCUUCGACAAGCAUCCCAAGUCCCUCGAAGAACUCCAGGCUAGCCUCGCAGUGAAAGCAGCAACAACGCAUCCUUGGACCUACACCAUCCUUCGAAACAACCCGCAAGAUGGAACAUGCAGGCCAGUAGGAAUGGUGGAUCUGAUGCGUAUGGAUCUUCCAAACCGCGUCAUUGAGGUGGGCAAUAUACAAUACACACCCGCGUUGCAGCGCACACCCGCCGCCACGGAGGCCAUGUAUUUGCUCGCCAAGUAUGUGUUUGAAACUCUUGGGUUCAGAAGAUAUGAGUGGAAGUGCAAUAGCCUCAAUCAUCCGUCGCGUCGAGCGGCAGAGCGAUUAGGAUUCAAGUACGAGGGUACGUUCCGGCAGCACAUGAUUGUCAGGGGACGCAAUCGCGAUACCAAUUGGUACUCUAUCCUGGAUUCUGAGUGGGAUCAUGUCAAGAGCGGUUUGGAGAAAUGGUUACAUCCUGACAACUUCGACGAGGAAGGGAGACAGAAGAAGACGUUACAGCAGUUGAGGGAAUCGUAA
Molecule: messenger RNA, 702 nt
Organism: Alternaria alternata
Lineage: Eukaryota; Fungi; Ascomycota; Dothideomycetes; Pleosporales; Pleosporaceae
Product: acyl-CoA N-acyltransferase
Exons: 1
Coding region: 1-702 (233 amino acids)
Molecular function (GO): protein-N-terminal-alanine acetyltransferase activity; protein N-terminal-serine acetyltransferase activity
Source: RefSeq, a predicted model, not a curated record